AUGAACAAAUUUAUUAUCGUUCUCGCUGCUAUUUUAGCUAUUUCUUCUGCCUAAACUUUCCUCUGUGAAGAAAAGGAUAGAUCUGCCAACAAAUUAUGCACUGACAUUUAUGAACCUGUUUGUGCAAUCAAGCAAUCCAACUUACAAGGUGGCAAACCCCUUAGAACUACUUUCUCUAGUCACUGCAAUGCUUGCAAAGACUCAAGUGUCCUUUUCGUUGCUGAGGGUCCUUGUGAAGCCUAUCCUGAAAACGGUACUUUCUGCCAUCCCAACUCUGUCAACAACAAAAUGUGCCCCAUGAUUUACUCCCCUGUUUGUGGUAUCGUCCAUAAUCUCUUUAUGUUAUGCCAAGGUGGUCCUUGUGUUCAAACUUUCGGCAAUGGUUGCUAAGCUUGCACAGGUGGUUCAUUCUUCUACACUCCUGGUAAAUGUCUUAGCAAAUUCGAUUAAGAUUAAUGA
Molecule: messenger RNA, 459 nt
Organism: Tetrahymena thermophila SB210
Lineage: Eukaryota; Ciliophora; Oligohymenophorea; Hymenostomatida; Tetrahymenidae
Product: kazal-type proteinase inhibitor 1
Exons: 1
Source: RefSeq, a predicted model, not a curated record